AUGGAGCAACAAAGAUUAGUUGAGCUUCUAGCCAACUGUCAAGUUCCUGAUACCGAACGCCUAAAGGCAACCACAACGGAACUGCGAAAGAACUACUAUCCUCACCCACAAACCCUUCUCUGGUUACUCCACAUUCUAACUUCCCACGAUGACUCGAAAAUCCGUCAACAAGCUGCUGUCGAGGCUUGCCGUUUAGUGGAUAAACACUGGGCUGCCCAACCCUCCGACCAGAAGCCAGCCAUUCGCGAGAAACUCCUCGAGUCGACCUUGACCGAAAAACAGUCCCUUGUACGACACUCCUCUGCGCGCGUCAUUGCUGCUAUCGCCAAGAUCGAUCUCGCAGACGGAGAAUGGGCGACGCUCCCAGGUCUUCUCGCACAGGCUUCGACUUCAUCCGAUGUUUCUCACCGUGAGGUCGGGAUUUAUAUUCUCUUCUCCUUACUCGAUGUGGCAGGAGAUGCCUUCGAGGACAAAGUCCAAAGUCUUUUCUCACUAUUCGCUACCACCAUCAAAGACCCAGAGAGCGCCGAAGUUAGGACCAACACAAUGCUUUGCAUGAGCAGAGUUGCUAUGUUGAUCCACCCCGAAGAGGAUCCAGAGAAUCUGGCACGAUUCGUGGAUCUGUUCCCUGACAUGGUCGCCGUUUUGAAAGCUGCUAUCGACGAAGAUGAUGAGGAUCGAACCAUGCAAGCUUUUGAAGUUUUUCAGACAUUGCUUGGCCUUGAGGGUGCCCUCCUGAACAAACAUUUCAAAGACUUGUUAACUUUCAUGAUUGAUAUUGCUGCCAACACCGAUAUUUCCGAUGACUCCAGAAACCAGGCAUUGUCUUUCUUAAUGCAAGCCGCAAGGUUCCGCAAGAUGAAGAUACAGGGUAUCAAGAAUAUGGGAGAGACUCUAACGACCAAGUGCAUGCAAAUUGCAACUGAGAUCGAGGAUGACGAAGAUGAAGAAGACGAAGUCAACCCUCACCGUUCAGCUCUUGGUCUUCUCGAUCUGCUCGCUGCCAGCUUACCUCCACGACAGGUCAUUGUUCCCCUUCUUAAUCAGCUUCCUUCGUAUGUCAAUCACGAAUCGCCUCAGUUUCGCCAGGCUGGUAUCUUAUCUUUGGGAAUGUGCGUCGAAGGAGCACCCGACUUUAUCGGUACUCAACUCGAUUCUUUAAUGCCAAUUGUCAUGAAGCUCCUCAAUGAUCCUGUUGUCGGUGUCCGUAAUGCUGCUUUGAAUGGAGUGGCUAGACUUGCCGAUGAUCUAGCAGAAGAUCUCUCCAAACACCACGCGGAACUCAUCCCAGUUUUACUCAAGAACCUGGACUCUGCAAGUGGUGAAUCUUCUAGCGAGUCUGAGUCGCGUAAAAAACUGGAGAUCCUGAAAGCUGCAUGUGGUGCGCUAGAUUCUGUUACUGAAGGUCUUGACAAGGAGGUUAUGACAAGCUAUCUUCCCGAGCUUGUUCCCCGCUUGGGAAGACUGCUCAGUCACUCCGAGCUCACAGUCAGAUCAAGUGCUGCGGGUGCACUCGGAUCAAUCGCCGGCGCUGCUGAAGGUGAUUUCUUACCGUACUUCGAACCUGCCAUCAAAGCUCUUUCCGAGUUUGUCUCUAUCAAGGACAGUCAGGAUGAACUAGAUCUUCGUGCAACGGCUUGCGAUGCGAUAGGCAGCAUGGCCACUGCCGUUGGCGCUGAAGCUUUCGAGCCAUACGUUCAACCUUUGAUGCAAGCAAGUGAAGAGGCGCUCCAUUUGGGCCACCCGAGACUGAGAGAGACAAGCUACAUCCUCUGGAGUACGUUUGCCAAGGUUUAUGAAGAAAAGUUUACACCAUACCUUGAUGGUGUCGUUAAGGGUCUUAUGGAGAGUCUUGAACAGGAGGAGUCAGAUCUCGACGUUGAGCUAGGUGCUGAAGCGCAAGAUUUACUAGGUCAAGAAGUCAUCAUUGCCGGCAAAAAGGUUAAAGUUGUCGCUGCAACGGAUGACAAUGAGAUUGAGGAUGUCGAUGGCAUGGAAGAGGACGACGAUGAAGACUGGGAUGACCUUGGUGGUGUUUCUGCAGUGGCUUUCGAGAAAGAAAUUGCAAUUGAAGUGCUUGGUGAUGUGCUUUCACACACUCGUAGCAACUUUGUGCCGUAUUUCGAAAAGACUAUUGAGACCGUCAUGGGCUUAGUCGAGCAUCACUACGAGGGAGUCCGCAAGACUGCAGUGGGCACUUUAUGGAGGGCAUAUGCCUGCCUGUGGGCUUUGAUGGAAGACCAUACCGGGGAGAAGUGGACGCCUGGGUUGCCACCAUCAUCUCAGCCAUCAGAGGAAGUCCUCAAGCUUGGUGAAGUGGUCUCAGUCGCAACUCUCUCAUUGUGGGAGGAUGAAGUUGAUCGGGCCGUUAUUACCGACAUCAACCGAAAUGUGGCAGCUACGUUAAAACUUUGUGGACCAUCCAUUCUGACCCAAGGCAAGUUUGCCGAACAGACGAUCUCCAUUUUGGCAUCCAUCAUUACCAAGUCGCAUCCAUGCCAACAGGAUAUUGGUGAUGAAGCCGAUCAAUCCCCUGAAGACGAAGAAUCCUCUGAGUACGACUGGCUUGUGAUCGAUACUGCUCUCGACGUUGUCAUUGGACUUGCUGCUGCUCUCGGUAGUCAGUUCUCUGAAGCGUGGAAGAUCUUUCAAAAACCCGUGAUGAAGUAUGCAUCCUCUCAGACCAACUAUGAACGUUCUACUGCAAUCGGAGUCAUUGCUGAAUGCACCGCACAUAUGGGCAAUGGAGUAUCACCGUUCACUGCACCUCUCCUCAAGCUACUGUUACAUCGCUUGACUGAUGAAGACGACGAGACCAAAUCAAACGCAUCUUAUGCCAUUGGUCUGUUGAUCUAUCACUCAACUGAUUCAAACACCUACCUCCCUGCAUUUAAAGAAAUCCUGAGGAAAUUGGAACCACUUCUCCACACACAGGUCGCUAGGACACUCGACAACGCUUCUGGAUGUGUUUGCCGUAUGAUCAUGGCCCACCAGGAUCAAGUGCCUGUCGAUGAUAUACUCCCAGUUCUCGUUGAGUUGCUUCCACUGAAGGAAGACUAUGAAGAGAAUAAGCCAAUUUACGAGUGUAUCACGGGCCUCUACGAGCAUCAAAAUCCAUCCAUCAUGGCACUUACUCCACAAUUGAUUCCUGUCUUUGCCGCUGUGGUUGGUGAGCCAGCUGAGCAGCUAGAGCCCGACACACGCAGCAGGAUUGUGGCGGUGGUCAAGUUCAUUCACGCAAAGGACGCAAGUCUGAUUCAAGGCAAUCAAGUCUUGUCUCAAUUCGUGUAA
Messenger RNA from Glarea lozoyensis ATCC 20868, 3291 nucleotides. RefSeq names its product ARM repeat-containing protein. Gene Ontology annotation, cellular component: nucleus; cytoplasm. Lineage: Eukaryota; Fungi; Ascomycota; Leotiomycetes; Helotiales; Helotiaceae. Bases 1 to 3291 code for a protein of 1096 amino acids. The transcript has 3 exons. Gene Ontology annotation, molecular function: small GTPase binding; nuclear import signal receptor activity. The record is from RefSeq and is a predicted model, not a curated record. Gene Ontology annotation, biological process: protein import into nucleus.